Melanotaenia boesemani (Boeseman's rainbowfish) is the source of this 6234-nucleotide messenger RNA. RefSeq names its product discs, large homolog 3 (Drosophila) (gene dlg3). The transcript is spliced from 20 exons. NCBI's taxonomy places the organism in Eukaryota, Metazoa, Chordata, Actinopteri, Atheriniformes, Melanotaeniidae. Gene Ontology annotation, molecular function: kinase binding. Gene Ontology annotation, biological process: chemical synaptic transmission. The record is from RefSeq and is a predicted model, not a curated record. Gene Ontology annotation, cellular component: postsynaptic density membrane; neuromuscular junction; neuron projection. The coding region runs from base 471 to 3170 and encodes 899 amino acids.
UUUUUAUAUGUAUUUGUGUGUGUAAAUAUAUAUGAUAUAUAAACAAAGAAAUAUAUAUCUAUGAAUUUAUAUGCGUAUCACUGUGAACCAAGAGAAGCAAGAAGAAAUUUUUAUCAUCAGGGCUGGUCUCUGAUUGUGUGGUGGCAUACAAUAUUUUGAAUAUUUCCUUUGAUCUUCUACGUCAAGAGGACAAAGACUACGUGCCCAUUUUGUAUUUUUGUUUUCCUGUUGCUGCUUCUCAUCCCUCUCAAUCUUUUUAUUUUUUUCUUGCAUCCGAGAGGAAUAAAGUAGAAAGUGGCAGGAUUUGACGAAAAAGGGAAAAUCUGUAGAAAUUCCUGUGAUUAGUGCUAUUUCCAUCGGCUUUAGCACUCUGUGAGCCGAUCACAGCGUGCUGUGUGAGAUCUGAAGAGGCAGCAGAGACAGAGUGCCACGCGGCUCAUCUCAGCGUCAGUCCAGCCAGCACAGCCAGCAUGCACAAACACCACCACUGCUGCAAGUGUCCAGAAUGUUAUGAGGUGACCCGUAUGGCUGCCCUGCGUAGGAUGGACGCCCCAGCAUAUGGAGGAGACUGGCAGACUGAGCCCUAUGGAUACCCACCAGGGUAUGGGGGAGGCCAGACCUUACCCCCUCCAGCCUCAGGAGGGGGUGGAAGCAUGGGAGGAGGAGGGGGCACUUUGGGGAGAAGUAAGGGCAAGAUAAUGUCUGGUGGGGGCCCUGGAGGCCCAAAUCCAAAGGGCCAAUCCAAGAGUGGUCCCAAAGUAAAUGGCAACAACUCCAGUGGACAAGGAGGAUGGUGGCCUGAGUGCACCUGUACCAACCGGGAGUGGUAUGACCAGGCCAACCCUCCCCCCAUCAUUGUCAACGCAGACUCACUAGAUGCAGGCCCUUAUGUAAAUGGCAGUGAUGGGAUGUAUAAAUAUGAAGAGAUCAUCUUAGAGAGGGGGAACUCUGGUCUGGGCUUUAGCAUUGCCGGAGGGAUAGACAAUCCCCACAUUCCCGAUGAUCCAGGGAUUUUCAUCACCAAGAUAAUCCCUGGAGGAGCAGCUGCUAUGGAUGGACGACUGGGAGUUAACGACUGCGUGCUUCGUGUGAAUGAUGUUGACGUCUCUGAGGUGGUUCACAGCCGGGCAGUGGAAGCCCUGAAGGAGGCGGGGCCUGUGGUGCGGCUGCUGGUCCGACGGAGACAGGCCCCACCUGAGACAAUUCUGGAGGUUAACCUGCUAAAAGGGCCCAAAGGUCUGGGAUUUAGCAUUGCUGGAGGUAUCGGCAACCAACAUAUUCCAGGAGACAACAGCAUCUAUAUAACCAAGAUCAUAGAAGGCGGAGCUGCUCAGAAAGAUGGACGACUGCAGACUGGAGACCGCCUGCUAGCUGUGAACAACAUUGUGCUGCAGGACGUACGUCAUGAGGAGGCGGUAGCUGCGCUAAAGAACACCUCUGAUAUGGUUUACCUCAAGGUGGCCAAGCCAGGACCUGUGCAUCUGAACGACAUGUAUGCCCCGCCAGACUACUCCAGCAGUCUGGCCCUCCCUCCAGCCUUUCCCACCAUGGUGGACAACCACGUCAGCCACAACUAUAUGGGGGCAAUGGAGCCCAAGCCAGUUUACCCUCCACCCCAGGUCACCCCAUCCAGGUAUUCGCCUGUUCCCCGCCACAUGCUUGGGGAGGAAGAUUUCACAAGGGAGCCGAGGAAGGUGGUGUUGCACAAGGGCUCCACAGGUCUGGGCUUCAACAUCGUUGGCGGGGAGGAUGGAGAGGGGAUUUUCGUCUCCUUCAUCUUGGCUGGAGGACCAGCUGACCUAAGUGGCGAGCUGAGGAGGGGAGACCGGAUUCUCUCAGUGAAUGGAGUGAAUCUUAGGAACGCCACACAUGAGCAGGCGGCUGCAGCACUGAAGAGAGCUGGACAGACUGUCACCAUUAUUGCUCAGUACAGGCCUGAAGAGUACAGUCGUUUUGAGUCGAAGAUCCACGACCUGAGGGAGCAGAUGAUGAACAGCAGCAUGAGCUCAGGAUCAGGCUCCCUGCGCACCAGCGAGAAACGCUCCCUCUAUGUCAGAGCUCUGUUUGACUACGAUCGAACAAGGGACAGCUGCCUGCCCAGCCAAGGCCUGAGCUUUUCUUAUGGGGAUAUCCUUCAUGUCAUAAAUGCUUCUGAUGACGAGUGGUGGCAGGCGAGGCUUGUCACACCUCAUGGAGAGAGCGAGCAGAUUGGGGUUAUUCCAAGCAAGAAGAGAGUUGAGAAGAAGGAGCGGGCCAGAUUAAAAACAGUCAAGUUCCAUGCGAGGACAGGCAUGAUUGAGUCAAACAGGCCAGUCAAAGUAAAGCGCAAAAAAAGCUUCAACCUCUCACGCAAGUUCCCGUUUUACAAGAGCAAGGAGAAUAUUGUGCAGGAGUUGGUGGAGUCUGAACAAUGCCUGACAUCCAACACAAGUGACAGUGAAAGUAGCUCGAAGGGUCAGGAAGACACAAUCCUUUCCUAUGAGCCAGUCAUUCGACAGGAAAUCCACUACACAAGGCCUGUGAUCAUCCUGGGCCCAAUGAAGGACAGAGUAAAUGAUGACCUCAUCUCUGAGUUUCCCCACAAGUUUGGCUCAUGUGUACCUCGUGAGUUAACAUUCAACACCACUUCGCGGCACACUAAACAUAACAGCAGUGACCAAAAUAAACUUGUUCCAUUCGCCUCUACAGAUACAACCCGUCCAAGGCGAGAGAACGAGAUGGACGGCCAGGACUACCACUUUGUGGCCUCAAGAGAGCAAAUGGAGAAAGACAUUCAGGAUAAUAAAUUCAUUGAAGCUGGCCAGUUUAAUGAAAACCUCUAUGGGACAAGCAUCUUAUCAGUCAGAACUGUGGCUGAGAGGGGGAAACACUGCAUUCUGGAUGUGUCUGGGAAUGCCAUAAAACGACUGCAGCAAGCACAACUUUAUCCGAUUGCCAUCUUUAUAAAACCAAAAUCCAUCGAAGCUCUAAUGGAAAUUAAUAAGAGGCAGACGUAUGAGCAGGCGAAUAAAGUCUUUGACAAGGCUGUUAAGCUGGAGCAAGACUUUGGAGAGUAUUUCACAGCUAUUGUACAGGGUGACUCGCUAGAGGAGAUCUACAACAAAAUCAAGCUAAUCAUCGAGGAGCAGUCUGGGCCCUACAUCUGGAUUCCCUCCCCAGAGAAGCUCUGAGCUCUUCGCCGCCCUCUUUGCGUCAGCCCUCCUGCCUCCCAGAGACCCCACCCAUGUCCACAUAGCCCCUCCCCUCCUCACCUCCUUUUUGCAGAUAUGUUUCAUAUCAAGUUUUAGUGUCAUCAUUAUGUUACUCUAAAUGAAAAGAAGUCUUAUCACCAUUACUGUGACUGUGCACACCCCUGCAUGAGUUUCUCAACAAAUCCAUUCAAGACUGGAAACGCCAUUCCAAAAGAAUUUGUCAAAUGAAAAUAAAAGGGAAAAGGAUUAAAUCCUUUUGUGAACUGGGACUGUCUAAAGAUCAGAACGUUGUGAAGAAAUCAGAAGAGAAGUUGGGAUUCAUAAAGAAGUUGCAGGGGAACAGAGACAAAUCAUACCAAGUUGGAACACUUUGUAAAUGUUCAUUAAAUCACAUUUUAAAAGACACAAGAUGAAAAGUUGAAGACCAAUUUAGAUUUUCCUGUUUUUUUUGGUUUUAUUUGUUGGUUUUGUUUUUCUAAAGACUGGAUAAAAUUGAGCCCUGCUGAUGGUACUGUUCAAGGAGUCAUUUCUCUUGUUUGUAAUGACUGAGGAAAUAAGUUGAGAAGCCUAAGAAAAAACUGGUGAUCUAUCUGUGUAUCACAAACCAGCUUGCUGUUUGGUCGUCUGACAGGCGUCUGUGCUGCAGCUGAUAGACGUCUUGGGAGGCAGACCAUGAGAGAGAAAUGCGUUGUGAAUCACUACAUUUAUAUUAUAAAAUCACAAGAUUAAUGAUAAAGUCCUACUGAGAUUUUACUACAUAUUAAAAUCUACACAUUUUACACUUCACUAGCUGUCAGUUUGGAUGGCUGUUAGAUUCCUUUUUCUUUCUUUCUUUGUGGGAUUUCUUUGCUUGUGGUUUUUAGCUGCUCUGUAAAGGUUGAGGGUAGAGAAGUGUAACCGGGCUCUCUGCAAAACACCAAACUGCCUUACAUCAAAUACAAAUUCUGUUUCGUGACUACCUGUUGUCUGUGAGGGAGGCUACGCACAACUGACGAGAAGAGUGGAAACACUUUCACCUUUUCGUACUUUUGUGUCCUCCAAGUGUCAGGAGGUCUGACAAUGAGUGCAAUAGAUAUAUAUAGAAAGAAAAAGUAACCUCAGUGGGCAUCUUUUCUCUUCCCUGUUUUUUCAACUUUUCUUUUUUUGCAUGUGUAAUUAAUGAAUUUGGCCAUUGGAUUACAGUUUGGACAGCCAAAGCCUUCUCUAUCUUAUGUUAAGCAGCAGACUACCCCAUUACACUCUCUGCCUUCCCAGAGGUUUCUCUUCUGAUUGGUCACAUGGUACUGUCCUAUCUGCCACUGUGGUGGCCUUAAAACGGGUAGAACAAGACAAUAAUUGUGUUGGAUGUUCUAACAAUUAAGUCCGUAUAUCCUGUUUUGAAUUGUCCCUCCCUUGCCCCCCCCAACCCUACCAAAUACAACACUAAAAUUGGGUUUGAGUCAACUUUUAUGCUUUGUGUAUCUAUAAACAUGAAUUUUUAAUGACUGACAUUGGCAGGUGCUGAACCACUGUGUUGAGAUUUUGAUGUGUCUGAAGUGAGCUAGACCAGCUCAGGAAUCUUUAACAUACAGAUGCCAUUUCUCUCUGUGAGCGAAAGGUCAUGUUUGGGCAAUGACCUAGAGUUCAUAGUUGACAAACGUGAACAAGCAAGUACUCGAGGAAGACCACUUAGUGAAAGGCGUUUUUCAACAGGACUGGGCAAUCUAUCUUUGCAGGGCUGAGAGCUCGUUAAUAUCAACUGGUUUGGUAACCUUCAGGUUUGCAGUGUGGCAUCACCAGGAGUAAAAUUACCCGCUUCACUGUUCCAUGCAGAUCCUGGCAACUGUAUGUACAUGUGUGCAUGUUAGAGGGCACAUCUGGAAGAAGAGUGCUGUGGCCCAUAAUCUAUAUAAUUUUUUUUCUUUUCUCCUCAGAGAGCCAGGCCCAACAAGAAAUAUUAACCCAGACCUCUGGGUCCCUUGCUCUCUCACACCCACAGAGCAGCUGUACCUGCAGGCAUUUACUGAACAGGUGUGCCCACCUGCCAGGCACCACUGCUAAACCAGCUGUCAUUACCUGUGUCAAAACCAGAGUUCAGGGAAUAACCGAAAGGGAACAGAGCCAUUUAUAAACUGCUUGCAGACUGUUUCUAAAGGGUGUGGUAGCUGUACAAUGUAAAUAAGCCCCCAGCAGAUCCCCUCACCUGUGCUUCAUGCAUGUGUGAAUCAAACUGGGACAAACAUGUUUUAUAGACCACAAAUGUCAGGUAAGUAAAGUUUGAGCUACUCUUGAGAUAUAAUUUCCAUACAAAUGUGCUGUAUUGUUGGUAUUUCUCUUCAAAUGCCUAUUGGAACACUUAACUAGUCAGUUGGGAAUUCAAGUUCCCUCAAGUAGGGCCUGUCUACAUGUGAUUUCUUGUGGAACGUAUCUGGGUGUAUAGAUUUAAAAAAUAUAUAUAUUGUAAAAUAAAAUGAUGCAGGCCGAAACCUACAUGAUAUCACAGCAACCAGGAGCAUUGAUCAAUACAUCAUUAGAAGUUUAGGAUUGGUCCUCCCUGGUGUUUAGUUGAAAUACAGCUGACUGUUAACAAAUGUGUGUGGUAUUCAUACCUCAGUCAGCCAUGUCAAAGCCCAAAGAACUUGAUUUCAUUUUACUCUUUCCAUUGAGGUUGUGGUAACAAGAUGGAACCUGAAUGCCUCUGUGUGUAUAUAAUUGAUGAGGGUUGUUCUGAUGCGAGAAAUGAUGACAUAUAUAUAUAUAUACUUUUAUUUUUUUUUUUUUUUUGGGAGGGGGUGGGGUCAGGGUUCUUGUUUGUACUUUUGGGUGAUGAUAUGUUUAUGUUAUAGCACAACUGUGCAGUAAGUGCUUGCAAACAUGAACCCUUUGAUUGUACAGUAGUUUCCUUCCUGUCACUGCAGGUGGUACAGCCUAUUGGGACACUUGGCCUCAUGGUCUUCCCUGUCCUAGUCAUGAGGGAACACAGUCCUGCAACUUUUGUUGGGGUUUUAAUUUGGGACUUGACAAGAGUUUAUUUGUUUGAAAAUAAAAUGUGAUUCAGUUAUCA